Messenger RNA from Naumovozyma dairenensis CBS 421, 1176 nucleotides. RefSeq names its product dullard-like phosphatase domain-containing protein. Gene Ontology annotation, molecular function: phosphoprotein phosphatase activity. The transcript has a single exon. The record is from RefSeq and is a predicted model, not a curated record. Bases 1 to 1176 code for a protein of 391 amino acids. Gene Ontology annotation, cellular component: plasma membrane. Lineage: Eukaryota; Fungi; Ascomycota; Saccharomycetes; Saccharomycetales; Saccharomycetaceae.
AUGGGAUUAGUAUCGUCAAUUUUAUGUUGCAAUACAGAAUUUGAAGACUCAGAACUCGGUAAUACUAGGAACUUAAGACUGCCUGAUAAUAAAGAAUAUAAAAAUACGAUGAUGACAAUUGCUGCAUCCUCUAUUCAUGAUAACACUGUUAAGCGUGAGAAACCCUAUAAAGAUGAGAAUACAGAUAAACUAAAUGCUCCUCCAGAUUAUAAAACUAGGAUAAGCCUUGCCAAUAAUAACGGAGAUGUAACAAAAACUUCUUCCAAACUACUGACCUUAGAUGAAUCUGAUGAUGAAAAGGAACCCACAUUUGUUGAAGAAAAACAUCAAAUCGAAUACGAUGAUGCUUCUGAUAGCCAGAAAGAGCAUCAGCUAGGUGGUGUGACAUCUUCGGAUGAAAGAAGUCAUGAAAUACAGGGGCCAGUAGAGAUAGAUACGACAAAUAUACAGUCUAUUAAUCCCUCGUACUCUAUUCCGCAGACUGACAUUGACCAGAAUAAUUAUGCCUUGGAAAAUACACAGGAUCGUCCAUCAGAUAACGAUUAUAGCGACAUGGAUCAAGACGAUACCUAUAUAGAUCUGUCAUUAUUACAACCUGAUCAAUAUCACGCUUCUGGCUUUAGGACUUUGUUACCACCGCAAACAAACGAGUGUUUUGGGAAGAAAUGUUUAGUGCUAGAUCUUGACGAAACAUUAGUUCAUUCUUCCUUCAAGUAUCUCCAUACAGCAGAUUUUGUCUUACCAGUCGAUAUCGAUGAUCAAAUUCAUAACGUGUAUGUCAUUAAGAGGCCUGGUGUUGAUGAGUUUCUCCGGAGGGUAGCCCAACUAUAUGAAGUCGUCGUUUUCACGGCUAGUGUCUCACGUUACGGAGAUCCUCUUUUAGAUAUAUUAGACAGUUCAAAUUCCAUUCAUCAUCGCCUCUUCAGAGAAGCAUGCUAUAACUAUGAAGGAAACUAUGUUAAAAAUUUAGCACAGAUAGGAAGACCUCUUUCUGAAAUUGUAAUACUUGAUAAUUCCCCCGCAUCUUAUAUGUUUCAUCCACAACAUGCAAUUCCCAUCUCAUCCUGGUUUUCUGACACACACGAUAAUGAAUUGUUAGACAUUAUACCUUUGUUAGAAGACCUUUCGCAGAAAUAUGUCCCCGAUGUCGGGAAAAUAUUAGAUGUAACCAUAUGA